ACAUAGAUCAGUUCGAAGUGGAGCAGUUGGGGAGGUGGCUCAAAUUCAAACCGCACAGUAGUUAAAAGUCCAGUUUACAAUGGCCAUGAGUGAUAAGCUGCAAGUAUUUCCAUCACGGGCCAAUCAGGUGCUGAUGAAGCAGCGAAUUCUUGCCGCCAAACGUGGCAUGGGUCUGCUGAAGAGAAAACGCGAUGCGAUCGACUUGAAGCUGCGGGAUCUGAGGCGACAAAUGGGUGACAAGGAGGAGACUGUGGACCAUUUGAUGCGUAAUGCCAUAUUCUCAGUGGCUAAGGCAAAUCUGCUGGGCACGGACUUUAAGCCCGUGAUUGUGGCGGACAGUGAGAAGGGGAAGACAUUUCUACGCAGGCGCAUGCAGAAGAUUGUGGGCAUUGCAUUGAACUACUUUGAACUGGAGGUACACGAGGAGGAGGUUGCCUUCCCCAUGACCGGUCUCAGUUGCGGGGGGCAGCAGGUGCACAGGGUGCGAAAGUACUUUCUGGAAGCACUCAGGGAGAUUGUGGAGUACGCGUCCUUGGAGUAUAUGCUAAGGAUGCUGACGACAGCCUCACAUCAGACAAAUAUGCGAGUGAAUGCCCUGGACUAUGUGGUUAUCCCAAGGCUGGUCAAUACUCACGUCUAUAUUUGCGGUGAGCUCGAAGAGUUCGAACGCGAGGAUUUUUACCGGCUGAAGCGAUCGCAGGCCAAACAGCUGGAGGCCAAGAUUGCCUUCACGGAACUCAUCAGGACCAAGAACAUGACGGACGAGGAACUCGCCGAUUACCUGAAGCGUGGCAGGCCCGCUCAUCCCGUCGCCGAUGUCCAGUUCGAUGUCGAUGUGUUCGAGUACAAAAACCUCGAGGAGCGUCUUCGGGAGGCUUACAUGCGACGUUCCAGUCGUCGAGACAAUGCCACGGAGGAGGCAAAGCUGGAUCCCAAUGUGAAGGCGUUCAUUGAUCAAGUUGCCUUCAAGAAUGAUCCUCGCGCCAGUAAGGCCAGUUUCAUAUCCCUAAGCAGACGUGUCCUCAAAACCGAGCCAGAGUCCUCACAAUCCUCAACUUGCAGCGAAAAAACUAACCGAAAUGCAUAAAUUAUACGUCAUUUUAUAAAAAAAAUCUAGUUGACAGGCAAUGAUAAAUUAAGUAUCGGAAUUUUCCCGAUAUCAUCAACAAGUUACACCAGUCGAAAAUAAAGCACAACUCUUUGCAAUCCA
This is a messenger RNA of Drosophila innubila, 1210 nucleotides long. RefSeq names its product V-type proton ATPase subunit D (gene Vha36-2). Lineage: Eukaryota; Metazoa; Arthropoda; Insecta; Diptera; Drosophilidae. Bases 80 to 1087 code for a protein of 335 amino acids. Gene Ontology annotation, molecular function: proton-transporting ATPase activity, rotational mechanism. The record is from RefSeq and is a predicted model, not a curated record. Gene Ontology annotation, cellular component: proton-transporting V-type ATPase complex. The transcript has a single exon.